Polistes canadensis is the source of this 2528-nucleotide messenger RNA. RefSeq names its product translation initiation factor IF-2, mitochondrial (gene mIF2). Bases 72 to 2192 code for a protein of 706 amino acids. The record is from RefSeq and is a predicted model, not a curated record. Gene Ontology annotation, molecular function: translation initiation factor activity; GTPase activity; GTP binding. Gene Ontology annotation, biological process: translational initiation. The transcript has 12 exons. NCBI's taxonomy places the organism in Eukaryota, Metazoa, Arthropoda, Insecta, Hymenoptera, Vespidae.
UACUUCUUUAUAUAACCUCUCUGUUAAUAUUUUAUAUAUUACUUUAUUAAUAAAUAUUAUUUUAACUUAAGAUGAACACCACCAAAAUGUUUCCUACUUUAAUUAAGACAUGUUCAAAGUUCAGUAGAUUAAAACAGUGUAAUAAUGAAAUUGUUAUUAAGCAAAGACGAUUUUUUAAACAUAAUAUAAGAAAUUCGGCUAUCAUAUUUAUACAAUAUGAUUAUUUUCAUACAACUUCUUUCAAUCAACGCAAUUUAAAGAUAGAAGAGAAAUUAUUAAAAGAAACUAAGAAUAAAAGACCAUUAAUAAAUUUGUGGUACGGCAUGACAGUCGACGAAUUGGCAAUUAUUAUAAAAAGAGAUAUAAAAGAUAUUUUAUCAGCUGUAUCCCUUGUAGAUAAGAAUAAGGAAUAUUCUUUCAAUACAGAAUUUAAAGAUGUGCAAACAUUAUCCAGUACUGUUAAGAAGUUAGGAUAUCGUUAUAAGAUUAUCCCUAAACCGAACAAUGUGCACAGAAAUCAGGAAGAUUAUGAUGUAGUUGUACGACACCCACCGGAUGAAUCCGUAUUAAUAAGUCGACGUCCAGUUGUAACCAUAAUGGGACACGUAGAUCAUGGAAAAACAACUUUGUUAGAUGCAUUACGAGACACUUCGGUUGUAGAUACAGAAUUUGGAGGAAUCACUCAACAUAUUGGUGCAUUUAACGUGGAAUUAAAUACCGGCGAGAAAAUCACAUUUUUGGAUACUCCUGGUCAUGCAGCUUUCACUUCUAUGAGAGAAAGAGGAGCACAAGUAACCGAUAUUGUAGUAUUAGUAGUAGCUGCGGACGACGGUGUAAUGGAACAAACUGUACAAAGUAUAAAUAUGGCUAAAGCAGCUAAUGUACCGAUUAUUGUAGCCAUUAAUAAAAUUGACAAACAUAAUGCUGACAUUUUAAGGACACAAAAGAUGUUACAACAACAAGGUAUUAUCGUUGAACAACUUGGCGGUGAUAUACAGUCUGUAAAUAUAUCCGCUUUAAAAGGAACCAAUUUGAGUAUAUUGAUAGAAGCGAUAGCACUGCAGGCAGAAAUAAUAGGAUUGAAAGGUGAUCCCACAGGAUUGGUAGAAGGUGUAGUUAUAGAAUGUAGAAACGAUAAAGCUCGUGGAAAAUUAUCAACGGCACUUAUUCAACGUGGAACUUUAAAAAAAAAUUCUAUACUCGUAAGUGGUACUACUUGGGCGAAAGUAAGAUCGAUGUUCGAUCAUGCAGGCAAACCUGUUAUACAAGCAAGUUUAUCAGACGCGAUACAAAUUAUGGGAUGGAGAGAAUUGCCCGAUGUAGGUGAUAAAAUAUUAGAAGUAAAGAACGAACAAGAAGCUCAUACAGUUAUUAGAUAUAGACAAAAACAGAUAGAUGAUAUGAAAGCCGAGGAACACAAAAAAGGAGCUGAGAUUAAAUUGCAAGAACAUCUAAUUGAAUAUGAAAUAAAAUUAGCGAAAAGAAGAGCAAUGGGAAGAAGGCAGUAUAAACGCGAGCCUAAAAAAAAAGAAACAUCAGAUCUUACUCCAAAGCUUAAUAUUAUAUUAAAAACAGAUGUUAGUGGUUCUGCGGAAGCUAUCUUAGAUGUAAUCGGUACUUAUACAGCAGAUGAAAUGUGUCGUUUGAAUGUUGUACAUUACGGCGUUGGUCCAGUUUCGGAGAACGAUCUUGAAUUAGCAUCUACUUUUGAUGCUAUUAUUUAUUUAUUCAAUAUAAGUAUAUCAAGCGUAAUGCAAAAAACUGCUAUUGCAAAUAAUAUUAUCGUACGACCUUGUAACAUUAUAUAUAAACUAAUAGAUGACAUAAAGAAUGAAAUUAAUUCGAAACUUCCGUUGAAAGAUAGCGAAGAAAUAAUAGGCGAAGCGCAAUUUUUAAAACAAUUCGAUGUAAAGAUAGAGAAGAAACGUAUCUCUAUAGCUGGUUGUCAAUGUACCAAAGGUAUUCUUAAGAAAAAUGAAUUGUAUCAUGUGAAACGAGGCGAUAAUAUCGUUUACACCGGAAAAUUAUUAUCGAUGCGACAUCUCAAAGAAGAAGUAGAUACUAUUAAAAGUGGCGUUGAAUGCGGUCUUAGAUUUAUCAACAGUUCGUUAACUUUUCAACCAGGCGAUAAAAUAAUUUGUUUCAAACCAUACAAGGAAAAACAAACUAUCGAAUGGGAUGCUGGAUUUUAAUAAACAUGUAUUGAUUGAUAUGAUUCUCUCCUUCCUAUCGAUUAAUUUAGGCAAAUAUUAAACAAGAAUAUGAUGAUUAGGAAAUAAAAAAAUAAAAUAAAAUUAUAAAUAGGAAUGAAAAAGAAAUGAAACGAAAUGAAGAAAAAACAAAAAAAAAAAACAAAAUUUAAUAAAGAGAACAUACUUACGAUAUUCCCAAUCCUUUUUUUGAUACAACGUAAGGAAAAUGAAAUAGCAAUUUGUAAUUUUCAAUUAUGAAUUAUUUGAUUUCAUCCUUGUGCCGAGAGCUUGUACCGAACGACGAGAUGAGAAAAAAGAAACAAGGAUUAUAAAAAA